GAGGUGGCCCGGCGGUUAUUUCUCGUUGCAGCGCCAGUUUCCAGUCUCGUCUUGACUGCUCUGUGACCUCAUACUCUGUGGCCCUGUAACCUGCGGAGUUGGGAGCUCCACAGCUAAGAUGCCAGGUGCACCUGGAAGCCUAGAAAUGGGACCGUUGACUUUUCAGGAUGUGACCAUAGAAUUCUCUCUGGAGGAGUGGCAAUGCCUGGACACGGCUCAGCAGACUUUAUAUAGAGAUGUUAUGUUAGAGAACUACAGAAACCUGGUCUUCCUGGGUAUUGCUGUCUCUAAGCUAGACUUGAUAGCUUGUCUGAAGCAAGGGAAAGAGUCUUGGAAUAUGAAGAGACAUGAGAUGGUAACUAAACCCCCAGUUACGCGUUCUCAUUUUACACAAGACCUUUGGCCAGAUCAGAGCAUGAAAGAUUGUUUCCAAGAAGUAAUACUGAGAACAUAUACAAGAUGUGGACGUAAGAAUUUACAAUUAAGAAAAGAUUGUAAAAGUGCCAAUGAGUGUAAGAUGCACAAAGAAGGUUAUAAUAAACUUAACCAUUGUAGGACAACUACCCAGAGAAAAAUAUUUCAGUGUAACAAAGACAUGAAAGUCGUUCAUAAAUAUUCAAACUCAAAUAGAAAUAAGGUUAGACACACUAAAAAGAAAACUUUCAAAUGUAUAAAAUGUAGCAAAUCAUUUCUCAUGCUUUCACACUUAAUUCAACAUAAGAGAAUUCAUACUAAAGAGAAUAUCUACAAAUGUGAAGAUCGUGGCAAAGCCUUUAAAUGGUUCUCAACCUUUAUUAAACAUAAGAUAAUUCAUACUGCAGACAGACCCUACAAAUGUAAGAAAUGUGGCAAAGCCUUUAACUUCUCUUCAGCGUUCACUAAACAUAAGAUAAUUCAUACUGGAGAGAUACACUUCAGAUGUGAAGAAUGUGGCAAACCUUUUAACCAGUCCUCAAAUCUUACUGACCAUAAGAGAAUUCAUACUGGAGAGAAAACCUACAAAUGUGAAGAAUGUAGCAGAGCUUUUAAGGGGUCCUCAAAUUUUAAUGAAUGUAAGAUAAUUCAUACUGCAGAGAAACCCUACAAAUGUGAAGAUUGUGGCAAAACUUUUAACCAUUUCUCAGCCCUUAGAAAACAUGAGAAAAUUCAUACUGGAGAGAAACCCUACAAAUGUGAAGAAUGUGGUAAAGCUUUUAAGUGGUCCUCAAAACUUACUAUACAUAUGGUAGUUCAUACUGGAGAGAAACCCUGCAAAUGUGAAGAAUGUGGCAAAGCUUUUAGCCAGUCCUCAACGCUUAAAAAACAUAAGAUAAUUCACACUGGAAAGAAACCCUACAAAUGUGAUGAAUGUGGCAAAGCUUUUAACAGUUCCUCAACCCUUAUGAAGCAUAAGAUAAUUCAUACUGGGAAGAAACCAUACAAAUGUGAAGAAUGUGGCAAAGCUUUUAGGCAAUCCUCACACCUUACUAGACAUAAAGCAAUUCAUACUGGGGAGAAACCCUACAAAUGUGAAGAAUGUGGCAAAGCUUUUAACCAUUUCUCAACCCUUAGAAGACAUAAGAUAAUUCACACUGGAAAGAAACCCUACAAAUGUGAAGAAUGUGGCAAAGCUUUCAGCCAGUCCUCAACCCUUAGAAAACAUGUGAUAAUUCAUACUGGAGAGAAACCCUACAAAUGUGAAGAAUGUGGUAAAGCUUUUAGGUGGUCAUCAAAACUUACUUUACAUAAGGUAAUUCAUACUGCAGAGAAACCUUGCAAAUGUGAAGAAUGUGGCAAAGCUUUUAAGCAUUUCUCAGCCCUUAGAAAACAUAAAGUAAUUCAUACUAGAGAGAAAUUGUACAAAUGUGAAGAAUGUGGCAAAGCUUUUAGCCAGUCCUCAACCCUUAUGAAACAUAAGAUAAUUCAUACUGGUAGGAAACCAUACAAAUGUGAAGAAUGUGGCAAAGCUUUCAGGCAAUCCUCACACCUUACUAGACAUAAAGCAAUUCAUACUGGAGAGAAACCCUACAAAUGUGAAGAGUGUGGCAAAGCUUUUAACCAUUUCUCAGCCCUUAGAAGACAUAAGAUAAUUCACACUGGAAAGAAACCAUACAAAUGUGAAGAAUGUGGCAAAGCUUUCAGCCAGUCCUCAACCCUUAGAAAACAUGUGAUAAUUCAUACUGGAGAGAAACCCUACAAAUGUGAAGAAUGUGGUAAAGCUUUUAAGUGGUCCUCAAAACUUACUUUACAUAAGGUAAUUCAUACUGGAGAGAAACCCUGCAAAUGUGAAGAAUGUGGCAAAGCUUUUAAGCAUUUCCCAGCCCUCAGAAAACAUAAGGUAAUUCAUACUAGGGAGAAAUUGUACAAAUGUGAAGAAUGUGGCAAAGCUUUUAACAAUUUUUCCACCGUUAUGAAACAUAAGAUCAUUCAUACUGGGGAAAAACCCUACAAAUGUGAAGAAUGUGGUAAAGCUUUUAAGUGGUCCUCAAAACUUACUUUACAUAAGGUAAUUCAUACUGGAGAGAAACCCUGCAAAUGUGAAGAAUGUGGCAAAGCUUUUAAGCAUUUCUCAGCCCUUAGAAAACAUAAGGUAAUUCACACUGGAAAGAAACCCUACAAAUGUGAAGAAUGUGGCAAAGCUUUUAGCCAGUCCUCAACCCUUAGAAAACAUGAGAUAAUUCAUAGUGGAGAGAAACCCUACAAAUGUGAAGAAUGUGGUAAAGCUUUUAAGUGGUUGUCAAAACUUACUUUACAUAAGGUAAUUCACACUGGAGAGAAACCCUGCAAAUGUGAAGAAUGUGGCAAAGCUUUUAAGCAUUUCUCAGCCCUUAGAAAACAUAAGAUAAUUCAUACUGGAAAGAAACCCUACAAAUGUGAAGAAUGUGGCAAAGCUUUUAACAAUUCCUCAACCCUUAUGAAACAUAAGAUAAUUCAUACUGGGAAGAAACCAUACAAAUGUGAACAAUGUGGCAAAGCUUUUAAGCAGUCCUCACACCUUACGAGACAUAAAGUAAUUCAUACUGGGGAGAAACCCUACAAAUAUGAAGAAUGUGGCAAAGAUUUUAACAAUCCCUCAACCCUUAAGAAACAUAAGCUAAUUCAUACUAGGGAGAAAUUGUACAAAUGUGAAGAAUGUGGCAAAGCUUUUAACAAUUUCUCAGCCCUUCUGAAACAUAAAAUAAUUCAUACCGGGGAGAAACCCUACAAAUGUGAAGAAUGUGGUAAAGCUUUUAAGUGGUCCUCAAAACUUACUGAACAUAAAGUAAUUCAUACUGGUGAGAAACCCUGCAAAUGUGAAGAAUGUGGUAAAGCUUUUAAGCAUUUUUCAGCCCUUAGAAAACAUAAGAUAAUUCAUACUGGGAAGAAACCAUACAAAUGUGAAGAAUGUGGCAAAGCUUUUAACAAUUCCUCAACUCUUAUGAAACAUAAGAUAAUUCAUACUGGAGAGAAACCCUACAAAUGUGAAGAAUGUGGCAAAGCUUUUAACAAUUUCUCAACCCUUAUGAAACAUAAGAUAAUUCAUACUGGGGAGAAACCCUACAAAUGUGAAGAAUGUGGCAAAGCUUUUAACAAUUCCUCAACCCUUAUGAAACAUAAGAUAAUUCAUACUGGGGAGAAACCCUACAAAUGUGAAGAAUGUGGCAAAGCUUUUAACAAUUUCUCAACCCUUAGGAAACAUAAGAGAAUUCAUACUGGCAAGAAACCCUACAAAUGUGAUGAAUGUGGCAAAGCUUUUAACAAUUUCUCAACCCUUACUAAACAUAAUUCAUUCUGUAGAGAAACCCUACAAAUGUGAAGAAUGUGGGAAAGCAUUUAACCAGUCGUCACACCUUACUAGACACAAAACAAUUCAUACUGGAGAGAAACCCUACAAAUGUGAAGAAUGUGGCAAAGCUUUUAUUCAAUGCUCAUACCUUACUAGACAUAAAACAAUUCAUAUUGAAGAGAAACCCUACAAAGGUGAAAGUACCAAAGCUUUUAAGGAAUCCUCACCCUUUACUAGACAAAAUAAUACUGGAGAGAAACCCUACAAAUGUGAAGAAUGUGGCAAAGCUUUUAACCAUCCUUCAACCCUUGCUAAACAUAAGCUAAUUCAUACUAGGGAGAAACCCUAAAAAUGUGAAUAAUGUGGCAGAGCUUUCAACCAUUUUACAAACCUUAAUACACAUAAGAUAAUUUAUACUAGAGAAGACCAUGCAUGUGUGAAGAAUGUGGCAAACUUUUAACCAGUCCUCAAGCCUUACUAGACAUAAAACAAUUCAUACUGGAGAGAAACCCUACAAAUGUAAUAAUGUGGCAAAACUUUUUUUUAUACUUUAAG
Messenger RNA from Macaca mulatta (Rhesus monkey), 4300 nucleotides. NCBI's taxonomy places the organism in Eukaryota, Metazoa, Chordata, Mammalia, Primates, Cercopithecidae. The record is from RefSeq and is a predicted model, not a curated record.